Molecule: messenger RNA, 996 nt
Organism: Botrytis deweyae
Lineage: Eukaryota; Fungi; Ascomycota; Leotiomycetes; Helotiales; Sclerotiniaceae
Exons: 1
Coding region: 1-996 (331 amino acids)
Source: RefSeq, a predicted model, not a curated record
AUGACGUCUCACAUACUCCGAAACACUCGAUUAUACACUCGCCAGCUCAAUGAGCAGGAGAUGGAUAUACUCGCAGCCUGGCUCGAGACACUCGAUCCGGUUAAUCCCGGUGAAGAAGCAGCUGAGAUCACUGUCGUGUUACACCACUCUUUAAGACAGAACAAUAGAGCCAACGCGUCAUCCGGCAAUCACAAAACUCCACCACAAACCUCUGUUACUUUUACUCCACCUCAUCAUCCUAAAUCUCAUACAGGAUCACAAAAUGGAUUUGGCAACAACUCUACUAGCUAUGCAGCGACGACGAGAUCUGAAGGUAACAGUUCUCCUGAUUGGAAGUCCAACUCCCGACAGAUCAAAAGCUUCAGACCCCCUCCAAUUUUUAUACCUGGAAUGCCAAACUUGCCACAAGUGAAAACAUACAGCAACACGGAAAGUAUUGAUGAACGAAUCUCGCCAGAGAUGGCCAGAAUGAAGAAUUAUGGUACGACUCCUGUAACGGCCAUUCGUACACACUGCCCCCCAUCAGUGUUAUCGAACGAUAUGACAAAGAACGGCGUACAAAGCGUUUCGAACAGUUCUGAUCCUCCAACACGUCAGAAUGAAAGGUUAGACUCUAGAGUGGCAAAUUGGAUAAGAAAUACGUCUUCAAAUUCUUCUUAUCUCGGACAUCAAUCUCAAAAGAAUCCCUCCAAGGGUACUUCUACCUUACCAGCCAAGCUUCAUGAUCCUGCAAAUGAUCCUGCGAUUCUAGCAUUAAUGACGGCAGUUGUUGAAGAGAAAAAGGUUGAAGAGGCUAGAACGUCCCCGCGUCUAAUGGGGAGUUCGGAACGUGUCAUCUAUGCCUCUUCAAACUCAAGUACGAGCUCUCGGGAUCGAAGAGUACCUGCUAGUAGUCGACCGAGAGGGUACCCAUAUCUCAAGAGCGACCUGCAUCGAGAUACUGGCAGACUCGGAAUGUAUCAAUCCGAUCUACCAUUGACGUACUCUCAUAUUUAG